AUUCCCUCAACAGCUGUCGUCAACGACCUACGACUGAUUCGACGGAAAAACAAAAUCGAACUCAACAAGUGAAUGUUUCACUGUGUGAGAGAGAAACAGAAGAUUGGCAUAAGUGUUUUGGUCAAAACUUCCGUCUUUGAUUGAUCAAUUCAAUCAUAUAUCUCUUUAGAUUAUGAAGUUUUCGUCAAAAAUUGAUUUUGUUUUGUAGCUCUAAUUUCUAAAUAAUACCUAUCCAUUCAACAACUACGAUUUAAAGGUCCAGAUCCUACACCUAAACCCUUCUCUAGUCACUCCCAUUGCUCAUCUAUCGUCAUCUUUCCCUCUCUCUUCUCGUUCCGAUAUGAGCUUCCCGGAGUUCAGGUUGCUGGCGAUGGUGGCCGUCGUCUUCGCCGGAGCCAUGGAAAUUUCUCACGCAUAUGAGCGGCCUCCGCCGCGGGAGGAUCUCUUUGUAUCACUAGCCGAAGAUGCUGAUUCGACCACUCCACAACAAAUUCAUGUGUCGUUGGUUGGUGAAGACAGGAUGAGAAUUUCAUGGAUUACCGACGAACAUACUCCAGCCAUGGUAAACUACGGUACAUCUCCGGGGAAAUACAAAAGUUCGGCCAAAGGGACCAUUUCGUCUUACAAGUAUAUAAAUUACACCUCCGGUGAAAUACACGACGUCGUAAUAGGUCCAUUGGAUCCAAACACCAUGUAUUAUUACUCUUUUGCCCCUGUUUCAACCCCUGAAUACUCUUUCAAGACUCCUCCGGCUCAAUUUCCGAUCAAAUUUGCUAUUUCAGGUGAUCUUGGACAAACCGAAUGGACGAAAACGACGCUUGAACACAUCUCACAAGCAAACUACGACGUGUUUCUGCUACCCGGAGAUUUAUGUUACGCCGAGAUGGUGCAACCCAUCUGGGACUCAUUCGGCCGGCUGGUGGAGCCGCUAGCGAGCAAACGGCCAUGGAUGGUGACACAAGGCAACCACGAGAUGGAGAUAAUUCCGGCCACUCACCCAACUCCGUUCACUUCCUACAACGCCAGGUGGCAUAUGCCGUUUGAGGAGAGCGGGUCCACGUCGAAUUUGUAUUACUCGUUUGAGGUCUCCGGUGUCCACGUCAUCAUGUUUGGGUUCCUACACCGAUUUUGGACCUGGGUCGAACCAAUAUCGAUGUCGGUCGAUAUGAAGGAAUCUAUGGAGGGAUUGCUUUAUGAAGCUCGUGUUGAUGUCGUUUUUGCAGGACACGUCCAUGCUUAUGAGCGCUUUAUUCGGGUUUACAAUCAAAAUAGUGAUGAUUGUGCCCCGGUUCAUAUCACAAUCGGGGAUGGAGGCAACCGUGGACGCUCUGCUGGGAAGUACAAAGAACCACAACCAACGAUAUCGGUAUUUAGGGAAGUCAGUUUUGGGCAUGGGCGACUUGAGAUAGUGAAUUCAAGUUAUGCCAAGUGGUCGUGGCAUAGAAAUGACGACGAUAUAUCAGUUCAAUCCGAUUCAAUCUGGCUAAAAAACCUUGCUUCUGAUCAAGCUUGUAAUAAGUUGGAAAUAUAAUAUCUUUAUGUUUUCAUACCCAAAUUGGAUACUAAAUAAAAUAAACUAU
Lactuca virosa is the source of this 1580-nucleotide messenger RNA. The record is from the annotation of a GenBank genome assembly. NCBI's taxonomy places the organism in Eukaryota, Viridiplantae, Streptophyta, Magnoliopsida, Asterales, Asteraceae.